AUUGAAUCAUACUGUGUAACAUCGUCUUUGUAAAUGUUCAUUUUCCUGAUGUUGAACAUGUUUGCUAUUUUAUCAUCAUGUUUCUUUUUAAUUACAACGCCAAAAAGCACAGUUGCCGUUGAAAAGGAUCAUGGCCCUCAUGAAAUGACCAAGUUGCGUUUGCUAAAAAGCGAGACAUGUCAACUUACAGAAGAUGUUCUGUUUGAAACAACAUACCCCUCUCGAUUAUCUUGUUCAAUGAAAUGUUUACAAGAUCCCUUCUGUUCCGGAAUCAAUAUGAAAGAUGAGAAGACGAUGGAAAGUAUUAAAUGCCAGCUGACAUAUAAGCCACCAAAACACAAUGAAAACUGCCAAGACAAGACCUGGAGUUUUUAUGAAUUACUUAAUCCCAAAAGAAAGAUUCCACCUAAUAGAGAGAAUACAUGUAAAAACGGAGGGAGAAUGGUUAUUAAUUUAAAAGAUGGACCUAGUUCUAAUCCCUAUAGAUGUCAAUGUUGUCCUGGAUUUACAGGAGAGAAUUGUUUGGUUAGAGUAUCACCAACAACAAUCCCAGCAAGUUAUCCAAAUGGUAAAUAUAAAGAUUAA
Molecule: messenger RNA, 585 nt
Organism: Xenia sp. Carnegie-2017
Lineage: Eukaryota; Metazoa; Cnidaria; Anthozoa; Malacalcyonacea; Xeniidae
Exons: 4
Coding region: 34-585 (183 amino acids)
Source: RefSeq, a predicted model, not a curated record